CGUGACUUUGCCUGAAAUUCGCCAUGAUGGCGCCAAACAUUGCUUAGACUGCACUUAAAAAUGUUCAAAUUGUCUGUGGUCAGAGACUUCAGGCAGAUUUGAACCCUGGAUAGCUCAGGACUGCAGGUGGCCCACACUGAUAGCUGGACCAGCAUGCCGCUGAGCAAGAGCAGCAAGAGGGUCGUUGGCGGUCGCGAGGACAGCCCAGAACCCGGCCCGUCUUGCAGAGACAAGGAAAGCAGCGAUGAAGAGGAGGAUCCCAUGCCCCGCAAGGGGAAAGCCUACUCUAGUUCUAAAAUGUCCAAGCAAGGCAAGAACAAGAAAAACCCGGCCUUUGUCAGCAAACAGAAUGCGGGAACCCCAAGUCACAACAAGCCUGCUGAGGGACAUAAGGCCUAAGGAAAAGAAUGGCGACUUUAAAAUCCCACCCCGCAAAUAUCUCCACGAGAAGAGCGACGAGACGUAUGUCAGCGUCCUGCACGAGCUGACGGGCAUGCAGGAGGUCGCCGAGCAUAUUGUCCGCUACGACCUUGAUGACCAGGACGUCACCUGGCUACAGCUGGUCAACGAGGACCGCGAGGAGAUGGGCUUACAGCUGAUUAACGAGUGGAACCUGGAGAGAAUGAUUGAAGAGCUGGAGAACCAGUGCUACGCAAAAACGAACGCUGUGAAGAAAACCGAGGAGGGGCUUGGUAUCGAAUACGACGAAGACAUUGCUUGCGACGUCUGCAGAAUGUUGGAAAGCGAGGACACGAAUGAGAUGGUCUUCUGUGAUGGCUGUGACAUCUGUGUGCACCAGGCAUGCUACGGGAUUCAGACGAUCCCGGAGGGUAGCUGGCUGUGCCGUAUCUGUGCCCUGGGGAUCAAGCCCAUGUGUCUGCUGUGCCCCAAGCGUGGUGGAGCCAUGAAGUCAACGCGGAGUGGCACCAAGUGGACUCACGUGAGCUGUGCCCUGUGGAUACCAGAAGUCAGUAUAGGAGACCCGGAGAAAAUGGAGCCCAUCACCAAGAUAUCCAAUAUACCGCCGUCGCGGUGGGCCCUGGUGUGCUGUCUGUGCAAGGAGCGCGUCGGGGCGUGCAUCCAGUGCUCGGUGAAGCAGUGCAAGACGGCCUUCCACGUCACCUGUGGCUUCGCUCACAACCUGGACAUGAAGACCAUCCUGGACGACACGGACGAGAUGGACGGGAUUCACUUACGGGCUUACUGCCCCAAACACACCAAGAACAGGAACGCCUCCGACUCGGAGUCCCCCAAGAAGGAGGAAGAGGAGGAGGAGAACGCUGACAACGAGAAUGAUAUCUCCGAGGCUGAGAUGGCUCGGCAGCGGAUGGAGAAGCUGCAGCAGUUGGAGGAAGAGUUCUACCGUCUUGUGGACACGGAGGAGAUCGCUGCCAAGUUCUUCAUCCCUGAGGAGGCCGUAGACGUGGUCACGCAGUACUGGAAGCUCAAGAGGAAGGUGAACAACAACAAGGCUCUCAUCACGCCCAAGAUGGAGGAGGAGGACCAGAUGCAGAAGCAGCAGAAGGACAGCCUGAGUGCCCGCAUGAAGAUGUUUGUCCAUCUACGGCAGGACUUGGAGAGGGCGCGUAACCUGUGCUACAUGAUCAGCAAGAGGGAGAAGACCAAGAAGCAGUUCUUCAAGCUCAAGGAGUCGGUGUUCAGGUCGCAGGUUCGAGUCCUCACCGACUCCGAGCUCAACCUGAGUGCGCGCGAGGCGGAGGGCGUGCGGCAGGCGUACCAGUUCGGCUCCAUCUACAGCAACUACGGCGUGGCCUCGGAACUGUGCAGCAAAAUGCCGAGGGAGAAUCUGUUUACCCUGGAGAACCUGAAGACGCCGAAAGAUUUUGUGGAGAGUGGGGAGGAGGGCGGAGGGGAGACCAGCAGGAGGUCGAGCUCAGCCAGCAAGUCGUCUUCGUCGUUGCUCCACGGCAGCAAGUUCCUCAAGGCGGGGCGGGCUGGCCGCAGGAGCAAGAGCAAAUCGGGGGACUCCCUCGUGGCCGAGUCGACGACGGCCGGUUCCGCUGCGGGUGGAGGAGGAGGGGGGAACGAGGCAGAGGAGGUUAACCGCGGGCAGCAGGCGCACCGGCAGAAUCUUUUCUCGAUGGAUCGGUUUGGUCUCGUGAGCGACUCGAACGCAGACACCAGCGAGGAUGAGGUGCCGGCGGCGGGCAGGUACUCGCGCACGGACUCACGGCAGAUGAGCCGUCUUGGCAAGGUGAAGCCCGAGGAGGUGGUGGAAGAGACGUUGAUCAGCGUUGUGGAUGACGACGACGAUGCGCUACCAGAGGGGAAGCCCGACGGGGAGGAGGUCGUGACCCCGAAGAAGUUUGUGCCCGGCGACCUCAAGAAGCGGCUGACCUCCAUCCUGCAGUCGAAGACCAUGAUGCAGCAGAAGCAGGGCCGGUCGUCAGCGGGGGUGGGCGGCGAGCUGGAUGACCCGCUGAGCCGCAAGCUGCACGUGGAUGUGAACCACUCGGACAGCGAGGUCUUCACUUCCGAUACCAACACUGACCUCUUCUCUCCCGCCGCUGCCGACCAGCAGCGCAACCUGUUUGACCAGUUCCGGGUCAAGGCCAAGCCGCCGAUGUCCUCCCCCGAUACUCCGGCUGAGCUGGAGCAAGCGCCGGCCGACGCGGUUGUCUCCACGAGGCCUCCACACAAACGGUUGAAGAAGCGAAGGCACGGCCGCUCGCCCCACAAACACAAGAGGGCGAGGCGCGACGUGUUGUCUCCCUCGGAGCAGUCGACUGGCUCCAGCGUGUCGGUCAAACAGGAAGUCUUGUCGUCGACCGAGGGGGACAGCGGCAGUUUGACCAGUCGCUGCGAACAGGUCCUCAACAACGACGGCUCGGCAGACCUCAACCGCUCGCCCCCGUCGUCAUUGGUGAGCCCGGUGAUUGAGGUGGAAGCCACCACGUCUGACCUAUCCCCCAAGCUGUCCUCACCACCCCGCUCCAGCAAAGACAGGAGGAAGAAAUCUCGGCGGGCCGCGGGCAGCUCGUCCGCUCCGAACAUCAUCUCUCCGUCCCCCCGCGUUCAUCCGAGCGAGGCGUUUGCCACCAUGGACGGUGACAUCUACGUGCCGAGCGGCAAGAUUCAGGUGACGGAGAGGACUAUCGUGCUCGACGAUCCGAAAGAGGAGGAGAAGUCUCCCGUGCGUAGUAAGUUACGGCUGAAAAAGCAGGCCAACUCCCCGGUGAAGGGGGUGGUCAGUUACGAGGUGGUCAAAGAGGAGGAGGAUAAACACGACGUGGUGAGGAGCAGCGACCUCGAGGAGGCGUCCAAAAAUGGCAGCAGCAACAACGUUUUCGAGAGAAUCCUCGUGGAUUCGGUGGACGUGAAGAAGGAAGUGGUGGAGAAGUCGGAGCAGGAAGCGGUGCUGGUGGUGGCAGACGGCUCUGAGGAGCGAAGCCUUCGACGUCACAGGAAGGGAGAGGAUUCUAGGGUGGUCGGUGAUUCCGUGCUCGUGAAGAAGGAGGAGGAGAAGAAGCUGGAGCCCAGUCCAGAGACAAAUACCUCAAUUGAUAUUAAAACUGUGAAGUGUGAGAAAGGUGUGGAUUCCGUGACGGAGGAGAAAGUGAAAACGGACGUGUCGAAUCUACGGCACCGGCGAAGCGGCAAGAGGAGAAGGCUUCGGCCGAGUGGCCAGGUUGCUGCGGCCACGGAGGAGCAGGACAACCUGGCAGGGAAUUCUUCCGACGAGAAUUUUGUCCCCAGCGCGUCUGUUGCUCAAACCAGGUCGACCGAGCGCACCCCGAGGCCUCGGCGAUCUCUCACCACCCGCCGCACACACCCCGAUAUGGUCAAGGCGGAUGACUCUGACGACUUCGCCGAGAGCCCUUCGUCUUCUCCAAGGAAGUCUGCGAGCAACAACAACCACCACACGUCGGGCGGCGGUCGCGGCGGCAGCAACGUUCAGCUGAAACCCUUCCACAACCGGCCCGAGCUGGAUAUUCUGCUGGACAGUCGCAAGCUGGUGGUGAAAGAGCCGCUGAAGCGACAGGUGAGCGCGAAGCUGGGACAGCUGCUCAAGUGUCGCGGCCGCUGGAGCUCGGGGAGUCUGGUCAACGGCAAAGGGCAGACGACUCUAGACAAGUUUGUGACUCGAAGGAACAGCAGCGAGAACGUUUUCGCCCGGGCCGACUCGGGGAACAGCUCAAAGCUCGGGGGCGGCAAGCGUGGCUCUCAGGCGGUCGCCAGCAGGACGGACCUACUACACCCACUUCAAACCAACUCUUCAACCAAUCAUUCUGACAAUGUGCUGUCCAAACAGCAGGACUCGAACCCCGGUGCCCUGGUGAAGUCUUCGUCUGUGUUCGGCGCCCACUCCUCCCCUCGCGGCAGCCUCAGCUCGUACCGCAUCCCCCGCAAGUCGGACGCGGAGGCUCAGUCCAAGGACAGGGCUGAGGGUCAGGGGGUCAAGGCCAGCGAGCCUGACGUGUUCGGCGACACGCACCGCCUGCACAACCAACAGCGGUUGUCACGGCAACUGUCGUUUGAGGACGUGCGGGACUCCACAGACCUGGAGGAAGUGGUGAAAACACCGUCCAAAUGUGACCCGGCCCAGCUGUCUGAGGAUAGGCUGGACGGGGGACGCGGGUACCGCUCGCACUCUCCCGCGUCGAGCGACGCUAGUGGUGUGUCCACACGCGUGCUACACGCUUCGAGAGACAACACGCCCAGGAGAAUGACGCGUAGCCAGAUAGCGGAGGACUCGCCUAGCCCCAACACGCGUUUGCUGCGCCGGAGAGAGGGAGCCGUACUGAAACCUCCACAGCUCAAACUUUCUUGAUAGCGGCCAAUUGUGUGUGUGUGCGUGCGUGCGUACAGUAUGUGGCGUGUGUGUGUGUGUUCAUACUUCCAUGGCAUUAGGGUUAGGACUUGGAUAGACGACAGAGAGAAAUGUGUGUGUGUGUGCAUGCGUGCGUGCAUUCAUGUGUGUGUUUGUGUGUGUAUAUGCUUGCAGGGUGUUAUCUUUUAGGACUAGGACAGACAACAGAAUGUGUGCGUUGUGUGUUUGCUGAUGUGUCAAUGAGUAAGUUGCUCGUGUGUAUCUGUGUGCGGGCUAGUUUGACCCAUGUUUGUGAAUUCUUCAGGGUUCCUGCGGCCUCCUCCUUAAUUCAAGGAGUCCUAUUUGUUGUUGUUAUCGAUCCAGCAAGGAUUUCUAGAAAGCUCUUUGAAUUUGCAUUCAAGGAAAAAUCUCCUUGACAAACCCCUUGAAUUUCGCCAGAUCGGACAUGAGCAAAAUUUUUGGCAGAUUACUCUUGGCACGCCGUCAAAAAAUGGCAGGAAUUUCUAAACCAAAUUUCCUUGAAUUGUAAAAAUUUCUCCUUGAAAUCUCCUUGAUUUGGGGUGGGAGUUCAUGGCAGGAACCCUGAUUCUUGUGUGGGCUUUCUCUCACGUGAAACUGUUAGAGUGAGUGUUUUGUUUGUAUGUGCUUGCUGUCACAUUGUUGGUGUUUGUGUGCAUGCAGGUGUGUCUUCUUAACGUGUGCAAGCGUGACUUCACUCCGACUUAAUUCUGUGUUGUUGUUCUUGUAGUUCAGGGAAGUGAGUAACAUUUGUGUCGUUUGUCGUGCCUGCGCGAGUGCUUUAUGAUUUCUGCAGCAGUAACUUCUAAAUUUUUAUUCUGUGAACGAACUGUUAGAAAAGAGUUUUUGCCCCUGUUUCUUACUGUCACAUGACAAAUUUCUCUUUACUGUACCGAGUUUUCAUCACUUGUUGUUCAUGGCUUGAUAGUGAAAGUUAUUCCUAAAUCUAUUUCAGAAGGUGAUAAAUUCUUACUUUCUUUGCUAACCAUUCUGAGAUUUUUAUAUAUAGAUCUAUGUCCGUAAAAAAAUUUUCCAAAGUAAAUCAAUCUACAAAGUC
Molecule: messenger RNA, 5867 nt
Organism: Aplysia californica (California sea hare)
Lineage: Eukaryota; Metazoa; Mollusca; Gastropoda; Aplysiida; Aplysiidae
Product: PHD finger protein rhinoceros
Biological process (GO): regulation of transcription by RNA polymerase II
Source: RefSeq, a predicted model, not a curated record